GCGGAGAAGCGGCGAUGCAUUUCACAAGCCGAUAGCUCAUGUUAUCUGGCCUCCUCUGCACUGCCUCUGCAUCCCGUUCACCCUGCUCCUCCCACUCCAACUCUUCCUCCUCCUCCUGUCUUCAGCAUCCUGAGACAGGACUACAGAUUGACCGGGACUGGCGAGUGGCGGAUGGCUACAUCUACACCUGCACCGAUGGAGGCUGGAUUGUUAACUGACAUUCGGAGCUAGAAGAAGAAAACCCGCCGCCCCGCCGGGAGCCCUGGAUGUGUGUGUAGUUCUUUACCGCUGCUGUCACUGGCGCAUUUCCUCUCUGUGGCCGGUUGUUUUUUCGCCUUCUCCGAGACUGGCUAGCAGGCACUGCAGCAUCAGGACCGCAGGACCCAUGAAGCGGUAGGGCAUGAGGACCCAGGGGCGACCCAAAGGAAGGGCUUGAGUGCUUCCAUUGCUACCACUGCUGCUGCUGAGCUGAGUGAUUGGGACAGCGGUGCGGAGGAGAAGAUGCUUAUGGCCCGAGACACGGCGCGGGAUGAGGCUCAGAAGCUGCACCGAAAGUGGCUGAAGCACCAGGCCUUCAUGGCCGAGCUGGCCCGCAACAAGGAAUGGCUGGCCAAGAUAGAACAGGAGGGUCAGGAGCUGAUCCAGGAGAAGCCGGAGCUGCGCUCGGUGGUGCAGCAGAAGCUGGAGGAGAUCCGGGAGUGCUGGUCCGACCUGGAGACCACCACCAAGGCCAAGGCCCGCCAGCUCUUCGAAAACAACAAGCCCGAGCCGGCCGUGAAGAGCUACUCCGACCUGGACAACCAGCUCUCCCACCUGGAGCAGCAGCCCCCCCAGCUGGAGCAGGCGCACCACCUGCCCACCUUCAAUGAGCAGCUCCAGAAAUUCCAGGCCAUGGAGUCUCAGAUAGGGGACUUUUACAAGGAUGUGGGCGAGCUGGGCAGCUUGCAGGGGAUCUGCCUCCCCCAGCGGGGCCUGAUGGCGGGCGACAGGGAGGGCGGCGAGCAGUCGGGCGUGGUGGAGACCCGCAUCGUGCGCCUGAUCGAGCCGCUGAAGGAGCGACGCCGCAUCCUGCUGGCUUCCAAAGAGAUGCACCAGGUGGCCCAGGACCUGGAGGACGAGAUCCUGUGGAUUCAGGAGCGGCUUCCUGUGGCUUCCUGUAAGGAUUAUGGGAACAACCUCCAGAGCGUGCAGCAGCACGUCAAAAAGAACCAAACCCUGCAGAGGGAGCUGACGGGGCGGCGGGCCCGGGUGGAGGAGGUCCUGGACCGGGCGGGGAUCAUCGCCUCCCUGAGAACCCCCGAGGUGGAGUUCGUGCGCGAGGGGGCGGGGCACGUGCGCCAGCUGUGGGAGGUGCUGCAGCUGGAGACGGAGCGGCGGUCGGUGAUGCUGGACGCCACGCUGCAGUCCCAGCAGUACUACGGCGAGGCGGCGAAGGUGGAGUCCUGGCUGUCGGAGCAGAAGCUCCAUCUGGCCAACGAGGAGAAGGGGACGGACGAGGCGAGCACCCUGCAGCUGCUGAAGACCCACCUGGCUCUGGAGCAGACAGUGGAGACGUACGCAGAGACGGUGGGCAUGCUGUCCCAGCAGUGCCAGCGCCUCCUGGAAAUGGGACACCCAGAGAGCGAGCACAUCACCAAGCAGCAGUCCCACAUAGACCGGCUGUACGUGUCCCUGAAGGACAUGGUGGAGCACCGGAAGACCCGGCUGGAGCAGCAGUACUGGCUCUACCAGCUCAACAAGGAGGUGGAGGAGCUGGAGAAGUGGAUCACGGAGCGCGAGGCGGUGGCCAGCUCCACCGAGCUGGGCCACGACCUGGAGGACGUCACGGUGCUGCAGGAGAAGUUCACCAAGUUCGCCUCAGAAACCAACAGCAUGGGCAUGCAGCGCAUGGAGCAGGUCAACAAAAUGGUGAACGAGAUGAUCGACUGCGGCCACUCGGACGCCGCCACCAUCGCCGAGUGGAAGGACGGGCUGAACGAGUCGUGGGCCGACCUCCUGGAGCUGAUGGAGACCCGCAGGCAGAUGCUGGCGGCGUCCCACCAGCUGCACAAGUUCUUCACCGACUGCAAAGAGGUCUUGGCUCAGAUCGCAGGGAAGAUGAAGCAGCUGCCAGAGGUGAGGGCGUGCCAAGCCAACAUCACCAAUCCCGCCACCCUGCAGAGACUCAUGCACUCCUUCGAGCAUGCCCUUCAACUCUUAGUGGCUCAGGUGAGGCAGCUGCAGGAGAACGCCGCCCAGCUGAGGACCAUCUACGCCGGGGAGAAGGCCGAGGCCAUCAUGGUGAAGGAGCUGGAGGUGAUGGAGGCGUGGAAGGAGCUGCUGGGCUCCUGCGAGGCCAGCCGCAUCCAGGUGACGUCGGUCACCGACAAGGUGCAGUUCUUCUCCGUGGUGCGAGAGAACCUCAUGUGGAUGGAAGGCAUCAUGGGCCAGAUCGGCUGGGACGAGCCACGCGAUCUAACGGCGCUGGAGGUGAUGAUGAGACAGCACCAGGAAAUCAAAGCCAAGAUCGACGGACGCAGUAAGACCAUCCAGCAGUGUGCCGACCUCGGGAAGAUCCUGAUCGCUGCAGGAAACCCUGCAUCGGAGGAGAUAAAGGAGAAGCUGGACAGUCUUCUGGCCAAGCAGAAGGAUCUGGUUGAGAAGUGGGACAGACAUCAGGAAAGAUUACAGCACAAGCAGGAAAGGUUCCAGUUCGCUCAGGAGACGGUGAAGGCGGAAGCCUGGCUCAAAGCCAAGGAGCCGCUCAUCGCGUCCAAGCAGCAGGAGGGAGGCGAGGCUCAGGCCCAGACCGACGAGGUGGAGCAGCUCAUCCUUCGCCACGAGGCCUUCCGCAAGGCUGCUGUAACCUGGAAAGAACGCUUCAGCUCCCUCCGCCAGCUUUCCGCAGCAGAGAAGAAGAAGGAGGAGGAGAAGAAGAGCACCCCGCUGUCCAGCCGGAGGAUGUUCCCCCUGUCCUGCCUGACGCCCGCCGUUCCCUCCACCAGCGCUACCUCCUCCUUCCUGAGGCAGGCGGUCCAGGCCCACGUGGAACCCAAGCCCCUGCAGAGCGCCCUGGAUUUGGGCGCCGCGCCCGCGACCCAGAGAUUGUCCUCGGCGCUCGCCAGCUACAACCCGGUGCUGAACGGCUCGGGCUACCACGGCCUGGAGCAGCAGUGCGGCGGGAAGCUGGCCGGCUCCUCCUACCUGGGCAUGAACCACCAGGCGGCGGCGGCCGGCGGGGGCAGCGACUCCGGCUUCUCGGCGCUGACGUCCCACAGCGGCGGGCCGGACAGCUCCUCCUACUUUGGGAUGAACCAUCAGACUGCCGGCAGCGGGGAGAGCUCCGGGUACUUCGGCCUGACCGCGGGGGGCGUGGGGGGCCUGCAGAACCACCUGAGCAGCGGCAGGUUGGGGAGUUCGGGUAACCUGGUUCAGCAGCCCGGCGGCGGCGGGAUGGGGAGCCCCGGCUUCCUGCCCCAGCAGAACAUGGGCAGUUCGGGAUAUUUGGCGCAAACACAAAACUUGGGAAGCUCUGGAUACCUGGGACAGCAGCCCAAUCUGGGGAGUUCAGGAUAUUUGGCACAACAGCCUAAUCUGGGGAGUUCUGGGUAUUUGGCACAACAGCCCAACAUGGGCAGUUCGGGCUACUUGGCACAACCGCCCAACUUGGGCAGUUCCGGAUACCUGGCGCAGAAUUACCCGAGCGCCGGAGGGAUGGGCAGCUCCGGCUACCUGGCACAAAACCACUACAGCAGCGGCAGCCUGGGCAGCUCGGGCUUCCUGGCGCAGAGCGGAGGCAUCAUGGACCCCAAGAUGGCGUACGCCUGGCAGCACCUCAAGGCCGACUUCAUGCAGCCGCGGAUCAACCACAUCCACAAGGCGGUCAACCCGCUGCUGGAGGCCAGCCGGGCGCAGCGGGAGCAGUACGGCGACAUCCCCAUGGCGGACAACGCGGGGCCGGAGUCCGGGCUGGAGCUGCUGCACGGCCGGCUGCAGCGGGACCCCCGGGGCAGCCGCUCCGACCCGCAGAUGGACCACCUGCGGCGCGAGAGGGAGUACAAGCUGGGCCGCCAGACGUCCAGCGAGCAGGAGAUCCAGGCGCGGCUCAACGAGCUGCCGCUCAUCGUGCGGCAGGAGCGCUACCGGCGGCGCCUGGAGAGGCAGUCGUCCAGCGAGCAGGAGGGCAGCGGCAAGCAGCGGCUGCAGCGGCAGGACUCCAGCGACCUGGAGGGCUCCGUCAAGGACGGCUCCGACAAACGCUCAGGGGAGAAGAGAUCCACCAUGGCAGAGAUCGUAGAGCAGGUCCAGGAGAGAGAGGCGGCACAUGCACGAGGAGAGCCGUACCGGCCUCCCAGCAGCCUCUCUGCUCCCGUCACCCGCUUCGACGGUCGCCCUCGCGCCCGGGACCGCCCCAAACCCCGGAGGAGGCCCCGCCCCAAGGAGCCCGAGGAGACCCGGCGCUCGCGCUCCGCCCCCGCCACCGGCGCCCCGACCACGCCGCAGCCGCCCUCACACACUGCCCAAAACGAAGGCUUCCUGUACCGCAAGAAGGCCACCAGCUCCGACCUGGAAGCUCAGCAGCGGAGCCCCAACAGCAAGUCCUGGGUCAACGUGUACUGCGUGCUGAAGGAGGGACAGCUGACCUUCUACAAGGACGCCCGAAACCACACGGCUACGUACAACGGCGAGCCGCCGGUCGACCUCUCCAACUGCACGUUCGACCCCUCGAUGGGAUACAAGAAGAAGAAGAACGUCUUCAUCCUCCAAAUCAACGACGGGAGCAACUUCGUAUUCCACGCAAAAGACGAGGAGGACCUGAAGGCCUGGACCUCCAACAUCACCACCUGCAUAUCGGAGCACGAAGCCAUGGCCAAGUGGGACAAGCCGGGCACCUCGGCCAUGGACCCCGACCGCUCGGAGCGCAAGGAGAAGUCGGAGGGCGACGCCGACGCCAGGUCGGAGCGGUCGGAGCCGGCGGAGGGCGAGGAGCGGUCCGAGAAGGAGAGGUCAGAGAAGGGCGACGGCUCCGACAAGCUAGACACGUCCGAGAUCGCAGACAAGCUGGAGGGCGGCGCCGGCGGCUCCAGCACGUCCGGCAAGAGCAAAUGAGGCG
Molecule: messenger RNA, 5092 nt
Organism: Salarias fasciatus (jewelled blenny)
Lineage: Eukaryota; Metazoa; Chordata; Actinopteri; Blenniiformes; Blenniidae
Gene: sptbn4a
Product: spectrin, beta, non-erythrocytic 4a
Exons: 21
Coding region: 502-5088 (1528 amino acids)
Molecular function (GO): protein binding
Source: RefSeq, a predicted model, not a curated record